UUUGUCACCACCAGCUUCUCUCGCGGAGCUUGCACCGCGGCGCCACUUCUCUCCCACCUACCCGGCCUCGGGCAGCCCCACGGGCGAUCGUCCUGGCUUUGGAGCCCAUCAUGCCGUGGAACCUGACCGCGGAGCAGCUCUCGGCGUUGCUGCGGCUGCACAACCUGACGCGCUCGCAGUUUAUCGCGCGCUAUCGGCUACGGCCACUGGUGCUCACCCCGCAGCUGCCCGCCCGGGUCAGGCUGGCCCUCCUGCUUGCCGGCCUGAUCAUCUUCACCCUGGCACUCUUCGGAAACGCCCUGGUGGUCUAUGUGGUGACCCGCAGCAAGGCCAUGCGCACCGUCACCAACAUCUUUAUCUGCUCCCUGGCGCUCAGCGACCUGCUCAUCGUCUUCUUCUGCAUGCCGGUCACCAUGCUCCAGAACGUCUCCGACACCUGGCUGGGGGGAGCCUUCAUUUGCAAGAUGGUGCCCUUUGUCCAGUGCACUGCCAUUGUGACAGAAAUCCUCACGAUGACCUGCAUUGCCAUGGAAAGACACCAGGGGCUUGUCCAUCCUUUUAAGAUGAAGCGGCAGUACACCAAUCAAAGGGCGUUCACAAUGCUGGGUGUGGUGUGGCUUGUGGCCAUCAUCAUAGGAUCACCCAUGUGGCAUGUACAGCGACUUGAGGUUAAAUAUGACUUCCUAUAUGAAAAAGAACACAUCUGCUGCUUGGAGGAGUGGAGCAGCCCCACGCACCAGAAAAUCUACACCACCUUCAUCCUCGUCACCCUCUUCCUGCUGCCUCUCUUGCUGCUGCUCGUCCUCUAUGGUAAAAUCGGUUAUGAGCUUUGGAUCAAGAAAAGAGUAGGGGACAGCUCAGCGCUCCAAACUCUUCACGGAAGGGAGAUGUUCAAAAUAGCCAGGAGGAAGAAGCGAGCUGUGAUCAUGAUGGUGACAGUGGUGGCUCUCUUAGCUGUGUGUUGGGCACCUUUCCAUGUCUUUCACAUGAUGAUUGAAUACAGUAAUUUUGAAAAGGAAUAUGAUGAAGUCACAAUCAAGAUGAUUUUUGCCAUAGUGCAAAUAAUUGGAUUUUUCAAUUCCAUUUGUAAUCCCAUUGUCUAUGCGCUUAUGAAUGAAAACUUCAAAAAAAAUUUUGUGUCAGCAGUUUGCUAUUGCAUAGUAAAAGAAACCUCUCUAGCAUGGAGGCAUGGAAGUUCAGGAGCUAUGGCUAUGCAGAGGAGAGCAAAGUUAGCUGAUGGAGAGAAUCCCAUAGAGAUCAAGGGAGAAGUAUUUGAGAACACCAACGUCAAUGUCAAGUGGUGUGAACAGCCAAAGAAGAAGAAAACAUCACAAGUUGCUUCCUGUCCUCUUUAGUUCUGAAUUUCUGAGAACUCUGCUGUAGAUGUAGACAUUAAUUUUAAUGGAGUCUUCAGAGUUAGUACCUGUCAUACUGUAAUUGAAAGAAGAUUACGUUGAGAAAAUGUUGAGAGCUUUUACAUUAGAAAUGCUGGCAAACUCUUGAAAGGUGAAGGCAGCAGAAUCAGGAAUUUAAAGUAGUCCUCAGCUGCAUAAUGAGUUUUAGGGUAACUUGGCCUGCAAGAGAUCCUGUCUCAAGAAGCCGAAUUAAUAACAACCGUACUUACUAAUGAUUGUGACCAAAUAUUUUUCCGUGGAAAAUACAUAUGAACUACAAAUUAUUGAGUCAUUCUUGUGAUUCCUAGGUGAGGUUUUUUGUUUUUAUUUUGCAUUUAUGACUGGUUUAUCUAUGUUUAUGUCUGUGUACCAUAUGCAUACCUGGGUGCCCACAGAGGCCAGAAUAGGGCAUCAGAUUUCCUGGAAAAGGAGUUACAGAAGGUUGUGAGCUUUUGCUUCAUGGAUCCUGUGAACGAAACCCGAGUUCUCUGGAAGAGCAACCAUCUCUUCUGCCCUAAAGUGGAGCUUUAAAAAUCUUGUAUAAAAAGCAAUGUUCUUGCUAGUAAUUUUUGUCUAUGUGGUCAAUGUGAUAUGACUUUCUAUGUAUUGCUAAAUUGAAUGAAAACAUGAGAAAUGCAUCUUCCUCCUAGAAUGUUAAUUUAGUAGUUGAGCAUCGCACAUGACUGUUGAAGUUAUGCUAAUUCUUUUGCAAAUGAAGCCCUUACCAAAGCUAGUAAGUCUAAGAAGAUGGAGAAGCAGCCAAGCGUUAAGUAGCUUAGCAAUAUUGUACAUGGGGGUGGAGUUUCUUAGAGCCCCGAGUGACCAUUUCUGUGGUGACUGACAAGUUUCUUACCAUUUUUGCAGUCUUCAUUUGUUCUGGUGUAAACUGCAGUUGAUGCAUGCUCUAUCCCAUGAAGUCUCUAUGGAAACUGGAGGAGACACAAUUAGAAAAUUGUUUUGACGAGCAAAGCAGUCUUUCCUUUUGAAGCACUGUUCUGCUCAUGUCCCCAGCUUCCCCUCUCUUCCUGUUGGGAGUCUUGUCUUGACCCUGUCCAACUUGUCCCUCAUAAAUACAUUUGGUUUCUCUACUCAGAAGAAUAGCUUGAGGGACCUCAUGUAUGGACAGGACACACACACACACACACACACACAC
Molecule: messenger RNA, 2547 nt
Organism: Alexandromys fortis (reed vole)
Lineage: Eukaryota; Metazoa; Chordata; Mammalia; Rodentia; Cricetidae
Gene: Qrfpr
Product: pyroglutamylated RFamide peptide receptor
Exons: 6
Coding region: 111-1355 (414 amino acids)
Biological process (GO): cellular response to hormone stimulus; G protein-coupled receptor signaling pathway
Cellular component (GO): plasma membrane
Molecular function (GO): neuropeptide Y receptor activity; peptide binding
Source: RefSeq, a predicted model, not a curated record